Colletotrichum tamarilloi is the source of this 291-nucleotide messenger RNA. RefSeq lists its product as uncharacterized. The record is from RefSeq and is a predicted model, not a curated record. The transcript has a single exon. Bases 1 to 291 code for a protein of 96 amino acids. NCBI's taxonomy places the organism in Eukaryota, Fungi, Ascomycota, Sordariomycetes, Glomerellales, Glomerellaceae.
AUGUACUAUUAUUUGGUAUUAGUACUUUUAGUCUCUUCAAUGUUUACACAUUUGGAUGGGAUUCCUUGUUUCCAUGCGAGGCAUAGAAGAAGUAUCACGCCCGGUGUGUGGUGCUGUGAAGGGGAACUUCUUCCCCCUUUGGAUACUGUCUUGGAGUCCCGUCGCUGUGAUGCCAAGUCUAUAGUCGCAGCAGGGAAUCGUUACUGUAAAGUGUGCAAGACUGCAAUCUGGCGAGACUUGAUCCGAUUGCGACAACAUACAGCUUACUCGCAAUUGAGUAGUUACACGUAG